AUGACCUUGACGGGAUUGGAUCUUAACCUCCAAAGCAAGAGCCUUUUCCAGUCAACCAAAACUCCUGGUCAAGCUAUAAGGACAGAUGGGCGCAGUGGCGUCCGGAGGGCUUUACCAUACAUGUACUCAUAUCCUACGACGGAUCGCAAAAACAGGUCCAUUCUACGGGUAGAAGGUUCUUCCUGGAGCAAGCCCCAAAGUUUUGAGGCCAUAGGGAGUAAGUUUGAGACCGUUCUACCUGCGUCAAACGGAAGAUCCGAGUACCAUGCUGGCAUAUCAGUUGAGGAAGGCGAGGGGAAAUACAAACUUACGAAAGUGGUCACUGUUGCGCCUCGUUUCAUCCUGAACAACAAGCUGAAUGAAGACCUUAUUGCUCGUGAACCGGGUUCCUCAACUGUGAUCAGUCUCCGAAACGGUGAUCUAGUUCCACUCCAUUUCUUGCGAAAUGCUCCCCAAAAGCAGCUCUGCUUAUGUUUCCCUGGUGUAAAUAACCAGUGGUCUUCUCCGUUUAACAUAUCGGACUUGGGAGCCAUCCAUGUCAAGCUUGCCAAAGCGAACCAGCGCCAAAAACUUCUACGAAUAGAAAUUCUCAUGGAAGCAGCCACAAUAUACCUCCAUAUUACUAACGAAACUUUGCAUUGGCCUUUCUCAAUGCGCAAUGAAAGCGACACCGAAUUUAUGUUUUCCCAAGCUAAUCCGAAUAUAGAUGCGGACGAUGAUUAUCAAGAACCCGGCUGGCGUCCAAUCAGGUACCGGCUUCCACCUAGAAGCAUCAUGCCCUAUGCAUGGGACUAUCCAGCUGCCAAAAACAAAUCCCUUGUUCUGCUUUGUCGUGGUAAGGAGAGACAUAUCAAACUAGCUGAGAUUGGAAACUUGAUUCCAAUGAAAGUUCCACCCAUCGAAAAGCACGGCCCACCAAAGAUCAUUGACCUCAAUAUCUCGGCGGAGGGACCAACGCAAACGCUUAUUCUGUCAAACUAUAAGCCUUCCAAGAGCAUGUACCUCCAGCACCAUGCUGUAUCCUCUCCUACUAGUGUCUCCUCUGGUUUUGAAGUGAGAGAUAUCAAAUCUGAUGUCAACUUUAGAGCUCAGCUUCGAUUGGGUGGUAUUGGAAUAUCCUUGAUCAACCAGAAACUUAAGGAGCUAGUUUACUUAACCUUCCGGGAUAUCGAAUUCAAAUUCAGCGAAUCAAAACUCUACCAAACCAUCGAUACGACAAUAAAAUGGAUCCAGGUUGACAACCAACUUUACGGUGGUAUCUUUCCGAUGCUGCUCUAUCCGAGUGUUGUGCAGAAAACGGGAAAAGAGAUGGAAGCACAUCCUAUCUUCCAUGCUAAAAUCACCCGUGUUAAAGACGAUUCGUACGGCGUCUUAUAUAUCAAAUACGCCACACUCCUUUUGCAACAAAUGACUUUAGAGCUUGACGAGGAUUUCAUUUUUGCGAUGUUGGAUUUUGUGAAAGUGCCUGGUGCGUCAUGGUCUGAAGAGAAAGAAGGAAGACUUUGUGAUGAAGAUCUAGAUAUCCCAGAGCCACAGCACGAGGAACAUGGCAAAGACGUUUAUUUUGAGGUAUUACAUCUCCAACCUAUGCAAUUAGAUCUUUCUUUCGUGCGCACUGAGCGAGUGAAUGUCGAGGCCACUAUGGAGCCAUCUAAUCCAAUCAUGUUUUUCAUCAACGUCCUGACAAUGUCUAUGGGAAAUGUCAAUGAUGCUCCGGUCCGUCUAAACGCAUUGAUGUUGGAAAACGCCAGGGUAUCGAUUCCUAUGUUGCUUUCCAGUGUCACAAACCAUUACACUCAAGAAUUCCUCCGCCAAAUCCACGUCGUUAUUGGUUCGGCAGAUUUCUUAGGAAAUCCCGUUGGCCUGUUUAAUACAGGCCUGGCGGCAGCGACUCUGGACAAAGAAUUCCAAGAUCAACGAAGAAUGGCGAGGGCACGCAACCGGCCUAAGCAUGCAUUAUAUGGAGUCACCUCUGGCGGAAAUGCAUUUGCUCAAAGUAUGGCCAGUGGUAUCGGUGGUCUAGCACGCCAUCCUUUGGAAGGUGCUGAAAGGGAAGGUUUCCAAGGUUUCGUGAAAGGGGUGGGAAAGGGCGUUUUGGGUCUUGCGACCAAGCCAGCUCUAGGUGCUUUUGAUCUCGCCUCCAACCUCGCCGAAGGAGUUAGAAACACCACCACGGUUUUCGACUCUGGUGGAUUGGACCGUGUCCGCCUCACCCGCUUCAUUGGCAUGGAUGGCAUCGUACGGCCCUAUUCACAGCGCGAAGCGCUAGGCCAGUUCUGGCUUAAGACCACAGACGAUGGCAAAUACUUCAACGACGACUAUAUUGCGCAUUUCGAGUUCCCGGGCAAGGACAUGCUGAUCAUGCUCACGUAUAAUCGCAUUAUGCUCGUUCGGUCCAAGCGGCUGACUACAGAGUGGGACAUUAAGCUAACCGAUAUCCAAACCAUUUCCAAAGAGCGAACGGGAAUGAGUAUCACUCUCAAGGGUGGUGCAAACGGCCCAUUCAUACCCGUACAGGACGAGAGUGCAAGAAAUUGGCUAUAUAAACAGAUUGCUAUUGCUGUAAAUGCAUUCAAUGAAAAAUACAGUGCAAAGGGAUAA
Messenger RNA from Histoplasma mississippiense, 2601 nucleotides. RefSeq lists its product as hypothetical. Gene Ontology annotation, cellular component: extrinsic component of membrane. Bases 1 to 2601 code for a protein of 866 amino acids. NCBI's taxonomy places the organism in Eukaryota, Fungi, Ascomycota, Eurotiomycetes, Onygenales, Ajellomycetaceae. The record is from RefSeq and is a predicted model, not a curated record. Gene Ontology annotation, biological process: protein retention in Golgi apparatus; late endosome to vacuole transport; protein targeting to vacuole. The transcript is spliced from 6 exons.